Messenger RNA from Sapajus apella (tufted capuchin), 1230 nucleotides. RefSeq names its product LLP homolog, long-term synaptic facilitation factor (gene LLPH). Bases 641 to 1030 code for a protein of 129 amino acids. NCBI's taxonomy places the organism in Eukaryota, Metazoa, Chordata, Mammalia, Primates, Cebidae. Gene Ontology annotation, biological process: dendrite extension. The record is from RefSeq and is a predicted model, not a curated record. Gene Ontology annotation, cellular component: nucleolus. Gene Ontology annotation, molecular function: RNA binding. The transcript is spliced from 3 exons.
UAAAUUCUUCUCUGGGGUGGGAAAAGCUUGUUUUUUGUUUUUGGUAACAGCUUUGAGUAUAACUGACAUGCAAUAAGUUGCACAUAUUUAAAGUGUGCAAUUUGAUACGGUUUGACAUGUGUGUACAUCCGUAAAGCCAUCACCCGAGAUGAGAAAAUUCACAGACUGCAAAUAAAGAUGAUCUCAAUAGGGCCUCUGGAAGAACACCUGACCUAGGAAGAGUUGGAUGAGUAUCAUAUAAGCCGUAAGGCCAGAUCUAAAGGUCGGCCCCGGGCUCCUUAUCUGACAAGUAGGGUACCCUGGCCAAGUUCGCUAUGUUAGAGUCUCGGAGCUACUCUACCCACGUCCGGAAAGCAACUCCCUGUGACCUAACCUUGACCGGGACACGCUUCUGCACUCUCCAAAUCCGACUUCUACACCUGUAUAGGACGGACCAAGUUUCUAGGUCUGCGCUCACACCAAAGUCGGAAGCUCGUCAGGGUCCGGCUUUCAAAAUCCCACUUCUCGAGUCGUCUUGAGACAGUUUGGCUCCCGGCAUGCAGUGCGGACGUCCCGGGUCGGUUCUGCCCGGAAGACGGAAGUGUAAAAACUUCCGGUCGACGAGAUCCUGUGGCGUGUGCGUUUGUUUCCCAGGUAAAACAUGGCUAAAAGCUUACGGAGCAAGUGGAAAAGAAAAAUGCGCGCUGAAAAGAGAAAAAAGAAUGCCCCAAAGGAGCUCAGCAGGCUUAAAAGUAUUCUCAAACUAGACGGUGAUGUUUUAAUGAAAGAUGUUCAAGAGAUAGUAACUGUGGUGGUACCCAAACCCAAACAUUGCCAAGAGAAAAUGCAAUGUGAGGUAAAAGAUGAAAAAGAUGACAUGAAAAUGGAGACUGAUAUUAAGAGAAACAAAAAGACUCUUCUAGACCAGAAUGGGCAGUACCCAAUAUGGAUGAACCAAAGGCAAAGAAAAAAGCUGAAGGCAAAGCGAGAGAGAAGAAAGGGGAAAAGUAAAGCAAAAGCAGUGAAAGUGGCAAAGGGUUUGGCCUGGUAGACUCUUAAGACCUUGGAAAAUGCCACAUGGGACAGGUGAUGGAUUAGAAUGUAUACACAUGUAUAACUUGAUUUCAGCUCCCACCAAAUGAAAACUAUUUGUUUUCCUAUUUUAACUUGGCCUUUUUUCUUCAAUUCAAACCCAGCAUAACUCCUCAAGUUUGUUUUGGGAACUUGAAUAAAAUACUUUGUUUCAUACAU